AUGAUCAACUCUGUCGCCCUCUUGGCCCUCGUCGCCACCCCGGCCUUCGCCGGUGUCAUGCAGGUCCGUGGUGAGGACCACGCCAGCGGUGUCGCCCCUCACCACACUCAGGGUUGGGGCGAGGAGACCUGGACCCGUCCCACCGACGCCUGGACUUCUCCUUGCACCACCUCUACCACCCCGGUUGAGACCUCCACCACUCCUCCCGCGGAGAGCACCACCCCGUGCACCACCUCCACCCCGGUUGAGAGCACCACUCCUCCCGCGGAGAGCACCACCCCGUGCACCACCUCCACCCCGGUUGAGAGCACCACUCCUCCCGCCGAGAGCACCACUCCCUGCACCACCUCCACCCCGGUCGAGACUCACUCCAAGCCUCCCCACAGCUGGACCAAGCCUUCUCCCGUCCCCUCCGGCACCACCAAGACCAUCACUGAGGUGACCACCACCUGCCCUGUCACUGAGUCUACUGUCACCUCUGGCUCUUCCACCUGGACCACCCCUGUCACUGGUACCAGCACCAUCACUGUCACCCGCACCACCGUCUGCACUGCCUGUGACAACGAGAAGCCCGUGACCUCGCCCAGCCCCAUCCAGCCUGCCACCAGCGUUCCCGUCAUCCCCACCAGCGCUGUUGUCCCCCCUCCCCAGAAGCCUGCCUCUUCCGUGCCCGUUGUGCCUGCUCAGCCUUCCACCCCUGCUCAGCCUUCCACCCCUGCUCAGCCUUCCACCCCUGCUCAGCCUUCCACCCCUGCUCAGCCUUCCACCCCUGCCACUCCUGAGGAGCCCUCCACCCCUGCUAAGCCCUCUACCCCCGCCACUCCUGAGCAGCCCGCCACUCCUGAGCAGCCCGCCACUCCUGAGCAGCCCUCUACUCCUGAGCAGCCCGCCACUCCUGAGCAGCCCUCUACUCCUGAGCAGCCCUCUACUCCUGAGCAGCCCUCCACCCCCGAGCAGCCCUCCGCUGUUCCCUCCACCCCCGGCAGCUUCACUGGUGGUGCCUCCAACGUCCAGCCCGCCUUCGGCUUCCUUGCCGGUGUUGUUGGUCUCAUGGCCCUCUUCUAA
Messenger RNA from Penicillium olsonii, 1065 nucleotides. The record is from the annotation of a GenBank genome assembly. Lineage: Eukaryota; Fungi; Ascomycota; Eurotiomycetes; Eurotiales; Aspergillaceae.